Messenger RNA from Naegleria lovaniensis, 1539 nucleotides. RefSeq lists its product as uncharacterized. The record is from RefSeq and is a predicted model, not a curated record. NCBI's taxonomy places the organism in Eukaryota, Heterolobosea, Eutetramitea, Acrasida, Naegleriidae. Bases 1 to 1539 code for a protein of 512 amino acids. The transcript has 2 exons.
AUGCGCGAUUUCAUAGCAGCCAAACUUCUUGUCUCUCCUGCUAUUCGUCGUAAAGAAGGAGAUUUGUCAUUGCUUCCUGAUUGUUGUACCGUUCACAAAGUCACACCAGUCCCACCAGAAUCAGAAACAGAGAUUGAGUUUUACACUGCCGCUAAGGUGACUGUAUUGGCUCCAGUUGACAUGUAUACAAUUUUCAACACGUCUGCCAUACUAUACUCACUUGCCUAUGAUUGCAGUAUUGAUGACAACAUGUUAAUCAGGUCCCUCUCCAAUGUACUUUUCUAUUUUCCAUGUAUUGGUGCUAAAUUCAGAGAACUAAAUACAAACAACGAUCAAGAUAUGAAGAUGUUAACUGAUCAAGAACGAGACUUGAUACAAAAUCGAAGAAAGAAGGUUGCAGUUCUUGAUCACACCAAUCGUUUCAUGAAUGUGAUUGUGUGCCGAAAGGACAGUAAAACCUUCCUCAAAAACUGCAUUUCUUCACAUACCAUGGAUAUUGCCUCUAUUAUUGAUCAUCCUCAAUUCCUUGACGAAUUUAUUGUUGAGAAUGAAGUGGCUAUACCUUACUCCAAAAAAGAAUUAUCUCGUAUUCAAAUCACCUAUCUCGAGGAUUGUAACAAAAUGGUUAUUUCUUUGUCUCUGAACCAUUCUGCUGGAGGAGCAGAGCUUGGUCACUACUUUUUGCAGUGUUGGUCAGAAAUGGUGAGAUGUGGCAAAAUAUCAGAGAAGCCCACAGUGAGCAGAUUGGAGCUAAUUUUGGCAAAGAACAAGUUGGAUCAUAUCUUUCAAUAUACACACCCAGAAGUCAAGUCUAUUUUUCAUGAAUAUGUAUUCAACAUGGCCAAAACAAUGCUUACAUGUCGAUUCAAGGUAAGAAAAGUUGUACUUGGUAAGGAGAAAAUAGAUUCGUUUAAAGAUCAAAUCAGAAAUAAGCUUGGCGAGAGGGCACCAAAAAUUUUGUCAGCCAAUGAUAUUAUUUGUGGAAUUCUAUUUAAGAUGAUGGCUCAUGGAAAUUCUAACCUCUCUGAUGAUACUAUUUUGAAUUUGAGAAUUGUAUCCAAUUACAAGUAUAUUUAUCCUCCCAUCAUGUUCGACACGCUCUCUAAGAUUUUUGUUGGCAAUUCUCAAAUGCCAAUAUGGAUUGCAAAAUCAAAGUCUGAGUUGUGUAAAAUGUCUCUUGAAGAAUGUAUUGCAUUGGUGAGAAGUCAAGUCCAAGAGCAAUAUUCGGAGACCAAUGUUCGAAAAUUCAUUGAAGAAACAAGCAAAUCCUAUCAUGAUGAAAGGAGAUCGGACUGGUAUAGACCAAUAAUGACCAAUCAACGAACAACAUUGUCAUUUUCUAAUUGGUCCAUUUUCAAAUUUUUGGAUAUUGAUUUCGGUCAAGGAAAACCUUCAAGACUCCUGAAUUUGAAAGAUAUCGAGGCCGUUCAUAUUGCAUUUUGUAUGCAACAAACAGAGAAUACGUUUACUCUGAGUUGUGGAUUAACAGAUGAAGAGUGGACUUACAUGAGUUCCUUGAUUUCUCUGUUCUUAUUCUGA